Messenger RNA from Syngnathoides biaculeatus (alligator pipefish), 2060 nucleotides. RefSeq lists its product as uncharacterized. The coding region runs from base 199 to 1677 and encodes 492 amino acids. Gene Ontology annotation, molecular function: electron transfer activity. Gene Ontology annotation, biological process: cell redox homeostasis. The transcript has 11 exons. Lineage: Eukaryota; Metazoa; Chordata; Actinopteri; Syngnathiformes; Syngnathidae. The record is from RefSeq and is a predicted model, not a curated record.
CAUCAUGAAGAUGAGUAAGCUAUCCGCAGUAGCUGUUUACGGUUACUUGUUGACGUUUGUGUUGAGCAGUAAAGGUAAGAUUCAGAAUACAGUAAUUUGGUUCGCUUUAAUUUAUGUGGAAGAUUUUACUCAAGAGGACCAAUAAAUUCGAGGGUGUCAUUUAACAGUGCCACCGGAAAAUUCGAACAAGAUUUACAGAUGGAGGAGUUUAUAAACAGUGACAAGGGCCGGGUAACCGUCUACUCCAUUGAAGGCUGCCCGCACUGCCGGCAGGCUAAAGCUAUCCUGGCCCGUUUGGGAGUUCCGAUAUGUGACGUCGAUCUCAAUCAGCAUCCAGAGCUGCAGGCCCCUGUGAAGAAGCUGACGGGGCGGAUCUCAGUGCCUCAAAUAUUCUUCAACAACCUUUUUAUUGGGGGAAAUGAAAAACUGCAGAAAAUGACUCCAGAGGAGAUUCAAAAGUUGGUGAAGAUGGUCAAGGAAGAACCUCUUACAGGCGACGCUCCGCCGCUACCAAAGGGGAAACCGUCACAGAGUGCGGCUAUCGAUACUGAUCGUGGUGAAAAACUUGAGUGUGAGAAAGAUGGCUUGGCUGACCUGGUUGGGGAACUUAAAGAUUCCAAUUUGAUUGGCACUCAGAGAAAGGGGCUGUUUUUAUACAAGAAGAGCUUCUCCAAGGAUCAACUACUUGCCUGGCUACAGACCAACAAGGGCAUGGACCACGGUCAGGGCUUGGGCGUUGGCCACGAAAUGUUGCUGAAGAAGUACAUGGUCUGUGCCCGAGACCGUGAGGCGCUGGAUAGCAGAUUUGAAGCAGCCCGCGGGGACACGCUGUACAGGUUGCUGGAGGACGACCCGCAUUCAGCCCUCAACGCAGGACAAACGGCGUCCUGCGCUCCCAUCGAGGCUUCUGAAAUCUCCUUGCUUUUACGUGAGCUGAUUCUCAAGUUGUUCUCGGAGCAUCUCUCUGCUGACGGCAAGUCGGUGGACUACAAGGGGAUGUCUGCAAACCCUGCGUUUCAACGCUACUCAGAACUCGCCAUUCAGCUGCAGAGGGUCCAUCUGCGCUCGCUGUCCCGGGAGGAGACGCUGGCCUUCUUCAUCAACAUCUACAAUGCUUUGGUCAUCCACGGUUACCUCCGGAUGGGGGCCCCCACUAACAAAUGGCAGCGAUACAGAUUCUUCAACUACGUCAGCUAUCUGAUUGGAGGCGAAGUCUUCACCUUACAGGAUAUUGAAAACGGCGUUCUGAGAGGGAACAGGAAAGGUGUGGCGCAGCUCCGAAGACCCUUCUCCAAAACAGACCCCCGAUUACAAGUGGCGCUCAAAGAUGCUGAACCGCUCAUUCACUUUGCCUUGAACUGUGGCGCAAAAGGCUGCCCUCCCAUCAAGACCUACACACCGCAGGACAUUGACAGCCAGCUCCGUAGGGCAGCUGAGGCUUUCUUGGAGAACGACGACGCCUGCCUGGUGGAUUCGGAGAAAAAAGAAGUCCGACUCAGUCAGAUUUUCAAGUGGUACAAAGUCGACUUCGGAGGAACCGAUGAGAAGCUGCUGAAGUGGGUGCUGAAACACAUGGGCGAAUCCCCCAAGAAGACCAGCUUGAUGGGGGUCCUUUCUGGAGGGAAGACCAAAGUCAGCUUCCUCCCGUACGACUGGAGUUCCAACAGCAGUCACUGAAAAUGGGCUGCCAUUCUCUCAGUAGCUCUUUCAUGUUCUGACAAUGAGCCUCCCUUCCCUUCUUCCUCUCCUCUCUACUAUUUAUGCAAAACCUUUAUCGAUGGUAAGAGGGAACGAUUUGCACUUUUACAUCUAAUUGUACUGCUUUUUCAGGUGUUGCCCACGCAGUAUACUGUUGUGCGGCAAUGUAAUUGCACAUAUUUUAAUUCUAGACCUACCAUCUGCAUGGUAUUUAAUGAUUUUAAUGCAACAUCAGAAACUCAGGAGUCUUACAUAAAAUGGAUCAACGUAAAUUAAGCAGCCAAAUUUUCAGAAUUUUCUAACCAGGGUGGAACAUUUUAGGCCCCCCCACCCCCGAAAAUGCCGUUAAUGGCAAAUUAGCU